Messenger RNA from Lytechinus pictus (painted urchin), 930 nucleotides. Its product is annotated as S-antigen protein-like. The coding region runs from base 1 to 930 and encodes 309 amino acids. The transcript has a single exon. Lineage: Eukaryota; Metazoa; Echinodermata; Echinoidea; Temnopleuroida; Toxopneustidae. The record is from RefSeq and is a predicted model, not a curated record.
AUGAACAAAACUACAAUUAAUUUGAAAGGAGCUCGUCUAGUCGAAGUAACAGGAGACAAUAUUGCUGCACUGAGGGAAAGACCGAUGUACCCAGGGGAGCUGAAAAGUCCUUUGGCUUUCAUGAGACGGCAUUUCAGUAAUAGUGGCUCAAGCGAAGAGAGGGUUCCAAGUAUGGCAGAUUAUGAUCAAUAUGAUCCAAGUUUAAACUUUGAGGGGGUCCCACAAGGCCCGGUAGUACCUGGUGGGGGAGGAGGUGGCGGUGGUGGUGGUGUUGGAGUUGCAGGUGGAGGGGAUGCAGCUGCCGGUGGUGGUGGCGGUGUUGGAGUUGGUGGUGGUAUAGAUGCCGGAGAAGCGGGUGAGGGUGGUGCAGGAGAAUCAGGUGGUACCGGAACUGGUGGAGCUGGGGGAGGAACGGAAGGAGCGGGUGAAGGAGGAGUCGGUGAAGGCGCUGCAGGUGGUGGGGCUGGUGGGGGUGGAUCGGAUGUGGGAGGGGGAGUAGGAGGCACAGGUGGAGGAGGAGGAGCAACAGGAGGUGGUACCGUAGGGCCAGGAACUGGUCCUAGAUCUCGCCCACCAAAUAUCCCUAUUAUACCAGCCGUCAACUCCAAUCCUACUGUGAACUACCCGAACCGACAAUUCCCUGUAAGACCAGCCCAACCUCAACCGCCUCCAAGAGCAGGUACUGGUGGUGGGGCAGGUCCCCAUGUUCCUCUGAUUCCCCAAACAAUAGGACCAGUUAUCAAUCACUCCAAUCAGAAAAAGAAACCAUCUUCCAUGACUGCCGCUCUUACAGCAACCUUUGUUUCUUUAAGUAUAGCAGUAGGAGCUGCAGCAGCUGCAAUCGUAGGAUAUCGAAAAUGGAGACGUCAACAUCUACCAACAUCAGCAAAUUAUCAGACGAUGUCGCAAAGGGCAGUUGUGAAUGCAUAA